Messenger RNA from Trichoderma aggressivum f. europaeum, 924 nucleotides. RefSeq lists its product as uncharacterized. The record is from RefSeq and is a predicted model, not a curated record. The transcript has 2 exons. Bases 1 to 924 code for a protein of 307 amino acids. NCBI's taxonomy places the organism in Eukaryota, Fungi, Ascomycota, Sordariomycetes, Hypocreales, Hypocreaceae. Gene Ontology annotation, cellular component: fungal-type vacuole; plasma membrane.
AUGUCUCACCCGCCCCCUGGAACCAUCACCUUUGGAAGCGACACAACUUGUAGCUUGGACACCUGCCCCGCGGAAUGGAGCAUUCUCGGCUAUCGUCCCUCGCUCACCGCAAACGCCGUCUUUUGCGUCCUCUUUGGCAUCGUUGGAAUCGCUCACCUCUAUCUCGGCGUGCGAUGGAGGACGUGGGGCUUCACCAUCCCCGUCAUCGUCGGCUGCAUCACCGAGAUUAUCGGGUACAUUGGCAGGAUAAUGCUGUGGAACAAUCCCUUUUCCUUCAACGGCUUCAUGAUCCAGAUUGUCACCCUCACCACUGCCCCCGUCUUUUACACGGCUUCCAUCUAUGUGACCCUGUCCAAGUCAAUCAUGUUUCUCGGCCCGGAACUCUCUCGCUUCAAGCCCCAGCUGUUUUACUACAUCUUCAUCCCCUUUGAUAUUGUCUGCCUCGCCCUUCAGGCUGCGGGCGGCGCCAUGUCGGCAAACACCACGGGCUCCAACCAAGUCGGUGUCGAUGUGUCCCAGGCAGGUCUCAGCCUCCAGGUCAUCGUCCUGACCGCCUUCAUCGUCACCUUUGCAGACUACAUGGUCCGCUACUUUCGGUCUGGCCGCGCCUCCGGAUGGGGCUGGCGCCUCACUGCCUUCUUCUCCGGCUUGACGACCGCGACGCUGCUCAUCCUGGCCCGUUGCUGCUACCGUGUGGCGGAACUCAAGGACGGAUAUAGCAAAGGCCUCAUCAAGGAUCAGACAACCUUCAUCAUCCUGGAAGGUUCCAUUGUCUUCUUGGCGGCCGUUGCGCUUUGCUUUGGACAGCCGGGGCUGGGACUGAAGCGAGAAAGCAUUGAUGGACAGAAGUGGGAGAUGGAUACCUCGUUCACUUCACUACGCACGACGGACCAGCGCAAGACGAGUGACGCGCCGAUGGUGUAG